Molecule: messenger RNA, 3455 nt
Organism: Scleropages formosus (Asian bonytongue)
Lineage: Eukaryota; Metazoa; Chordata; Actinopteri; Osteoglossiformes; Osteoglossidae
Gene: mcama
Product: melanoma cell adhesion molecule a
Exons: 16
Cellular component (GO): plasma membrane
Molecular function (GO): laminin receptor activity
Source: RefSeq, a predicted model, not a curated record
CACCGAUAACAUUUCUGUGCCUCCCCACCAACCCGCCCAGUAGUUACGCCCCUGCUGCUGUCAGGAGGGCAACGCGCGGACCCGCCGCCGAGGCCGCAACGGCUACCUCCACCCCUCCUUCCUCCUUUCGCGCGCUCCUCUCCCUCACUCUCACUGUGUCUCCACCGCGUGCGGAGCGGACCACCACCAGGCUUCUCGUCCUCAGCCGGCGCUGCCCGUUAACUCCGCUCCGCUCCGCUCUACUCUCUGCCGCGCACUGCAGUCUGCAGCGCUCUCGUCUCUGGGACCGGGGCUGGACAGACAUGACGGCGUCCCCGCGGAGCGCUUCCCUGCUGGCCGCGCUGCAGCUUCUCGUGCUGACCUGGCGAGCAAGGGCACUGGUGACGGUGACCAUGAGCGACACGGUGGAGGUGUUCGUAGGCGAGACGGUGGAAAUACCCUGCCACUAUUCCUUCAGCGAGGAUCCCAGCAUGGUGAUGAUACAGUGGUUUGUGAGUGAAGGCAACGGUGGCAACCGGGAGCGUAUCUUCUACAGCGAUGACUCAAUGCGAAUUGCCGACAACGGCACGGACUUCACCGCCCGCAUCAGCAUGUCCGGCACGCUUGGAAAUCUGGUGCUGAGCGUGGAGGAUGUGCGACUCAGGGACGAGAGGGAGUUCAUCUGCCAAGUGAACGGGAUGUCUGCUGGCAACGCGGAAAGCAAGACCCAGCUCAAGGUUUUCGACCCCCCAGAGGAUCCAGUUAUUGAGGGCACCCACUCUGGAGUCUCGGUGACCUCUGACCAACCUUCAUUGAUCGCAUCAUGCGAAGUCAGGAAGGGUUACCCGCGUCCCAACGUCACAUGGUAUCGUGACAACACCCUGCUGGACCCCAAGCCUAACUUGAUCAGUGUGGUGACCCUUGUGACCCGGGAGUCCAGCGGGUUCUACAGCAUCGAGAGCAAACUUCACUACAAGGUGGCUAAGGUGGACAAGGAUGCACACUUCCACUGCAGGGUCAGCUAUUCGGUCCCAGGUGCUGUGGAGGCAGCUGACUCGAAGCCCAUCAAUGUCACCGUGUACUACCCAACAACAGUUGUUGAGAUCUGGAAGGAAUCUCCGGAGGGCCUGGUGAAAGAAGGGGACACUGUGGUGAUCCGUUGCCGCGGUGACGGGAACCCCCCACCGAUUUUCUCUUUCAAUCGAAACUGGUAAGAAGAUGAGGAGCUGGACUCCAGUCAGGAUCUGCUGAUACUGAAAGGGGUGACUCGCACAGACAGCGGUGCGUACCAGUGCCGCUCCCUGGACCUGGACACCGACGAGGAAGCGAUGGGGGAAAUGCAACUCGAUGUUCACUAUCUGGAUCCUGUCAAAGUGAUUCCCAAAGAGUCUGAGGUUCUGUCCAAAGGGGAGAGUCUGACAGCUACCUGCAGUGCCAAGUCUUCAUUGGAGACCGCUACAGUCUGGCUAAAGGAUGGCAGGCAGGUGGGAGAGGGACCCAUGCUGUUACUGGAGGAUGCCACAUUCGACACGGCUGGAGACUACAUUUGUGUUGUCACGGCACGCCCGCAGGCAGAGCUGCAGGUCACCGGGUUGGUCCACAUCAUCGUCCAAGGUGCUCCGGAGAUGAGUGACCCGGACUCGCCGACAGACAUAGAGGAGAACAUGGAGAUGUCAGUGAACCUGACCUGCGAGGCUCAAGGCCUCCCUAAGCCCACCAUCACCUGGAGCGUCUCGGGCACAGAGAAGUGGCACGAGGUGCUGAACAGAGCAACCGCAAACGGGGCUGUGAGCGUAGCGACCAUCAAGGUGACCGCUGACAUCACCGCCUUCUGCAACGCCACCAACCAGAUGGGCGCGGACGGGAAGUCCUUCAGAAUUAAAGCCAUUCCCUUGGUAACGUCAACAGCUGCCAACACAGCGGAGGGCAGCGGUGUGAUCAUUGUGGUCAUCAUAGUGUGCAUCCUGCUGCUGGCCAUCCUGGGCAGUGUGCUCUACUUCCUGUACAAGAAGGGCAAAAUCCCUUGUGGACGUUCGGGCAAGCAGGACAUCACUAAGGAGAAGGCCAGCAAAGGGGACAUUGUGGUGGAGAUGAAGUCAGAGAAGACCGAGGAUGCAGUCCUGCUAAAAGGGAUCAAUGGCGAGAAGAGGCCUUCGAACGACCAGUAAACGUGGGAAGGACACAGACAUACAGAACAGAGGGAUGAUGGUGGUGGAGAAGGUGUCGUCUGCGGACCAGUCCAUGGAGGGCCCCAUCAGCCAGAAGCCCCCCGAGAAGAAGGCCUCUUUCCUUUUAUUUAAUUUAUUUUUUGUUGCCCCGUAGCGUUUUUGAGUUCAGCCCCAGUUCCAAUCACACAAAGGUUCAACGUGAGGUCUUCGGUGCACUCAGGUGAUACCAGCUUCUUCUCAAAGGCUUUUUUUUAUACAAUACAUGUUCCUGCAUUCAUUUCCAAAAGUUCAGUUAUCAUCUCAAAUGUAAGAUGAUCUACCAUUUAUUUUUCUUUAUGUAUAUAUUUUAUACAUAUAUAUAUAUUUAGUUAUUUAAAGCAACCUUCCAGGAACCCUGUUCUUUAUCCAGAGAAGCAAAUAAUGCUUGUUUGUUCAGGGUUUCGGGUUUUUAAAAGCUUUAACCGUGGCUGCGUCUCAGGUGGCAUUUACUCAGACAUGCUUUUUGGAAGGUCAAAAACAGCCUCACUGUCUUCUCCAGCCAGGCAGGACUCUGGUGCGAUGUAGUCGUUUUCUGCGUGUGUCUACUGUUGUGUAUUACACUGUAUAAUUUUUGUCGCGUCAUGAGGGAAGUCCAGCACAGAGGGAGACCCAGGUGUUGCUGGGUGGGUGUCAUUUAGGUCAGGCAAUGUUCUUGGGUGAUGAUGAUGAUGAUCUCAUGGAGAUUAACUCAUCAGCUGGGGUAGGUAGGAUGGCUCACGUUUUUCCUUUUUGUAAAUGGCCCCUUUUGUGCUUUUGAGCCACUAUCCUGCCUUUUCACCGGAGGAAUCGGAACAGGGAGAGGAGCACACGGACCCGGCUCUGAUCGGGCGAAUAGUUGUGGUGGAGUCCACGUCCAGAGCUCUCCUUGGUCGAGCCACCCAUCGGUAGUGCCCUGAGGCUUUGGUUCCCCAGAUUUCCCCUGAGGGAGGAUCCAGUUGUGAAGUGCUACCUAAUCCAGACCGUUUUCGGUUGUCUGUUUUUUGUUAUUUCGUGAACUGCUGUCAAAUUAAGCUCUUGUAAUGUGUGUAAAUAAUCGUAGUGUUAAAAAAAAAAAAAAAAAAAAAAAAAGCCUAUCGGUGGUCUUUGCCUGUCAGGUGCAUUUCAGGGCCCUGUAGCUUGUUGAGAGUCAUUUUGGGAUACUGCUAAUUUUUGUGCGUGUGAAAAUGUCAGUCACAUUUAAAUAUUUAGAGUAUUUUUUCUCUCUUUUGUGUGUAGUAGAACCUGGGUGACACAGUGGGCUCGGUGGUUUUUUCUCAUUUGUGUACAGUG